AUGGCCUUUGUUUCUACUUUCCAAGCCCCUUGGCAGUCAGGCAUUCUCGCCGUCUUUGGGGCUGCAAUUGCUUCGACGUUUGUGUAUGCCAUCUAUCACCUAUUCUUCCAUCCACUUGCGCACUUUCCAGGACCAUUCUGGGCAAAGUUUACUUGCCUCUACUCUGGCUAUCAUGCAUGGAAGGGUGACUUGCAUAUUGACAUGCAGCGUUGCCAUGAAAAAUACGGGGACUUUGUGCGCUAUGCACCGAACCAGCUCUUGAUCAACACUUCUAUUGGGCUUCAUGAUAUCUACGGCUUCGGACGCAACACUCAGAAGUCCAAGCUGUACAGUGCCAUGGUCCAUCGUGCCCCGAACACCCUUACCCUCAUCGACAAAAAGGCGCAUGGUAGAAAGAGGCGUAUCAUCAGUCAGGGUCUUUCUGAUGCCGCACUAAGGCGGUACCAGCCUGCUAUUCUAAAGCAUAUCAAUGAGCUCUGCGGCGCGCUGGUGGGUAGCAAGCCCAGCGAGUGGUCUGUUCCACUGAACGUCGCACACUACUUCAACUUCCUUACCUUCGACAUCAUGUCCGACGUCUUAUUCGGCGAACACUAUAACAUGGUAACAAGCGAGGAACACCGCUAUGUUGUCAAAGCGAUCGAGGACUCUAACGUCCGGACAUCCGUCCUAGCCCAAGCCCCUCUUCUUGCUUUCCGGCGCUGGGACCGUAAGAUCUUCGCGGAGUCCAUUCUCGCCAGGAACAAGUUCAUCCAGUUCGUAAAUACCCUUCUUCAGCGCAGAUUCAAAGCCGCCAAGUCUGCCCGCCAGGAUGUAUUCACCUUUCUCUUGGAUGCUAAGGAUCCCGAGACUCAGCAGAGUCUGUCCCUUGCCGAGAUUGGUGCUGAAACAACGACCCUCGUUGUAGCUGGCUCGGACACAUCCUCCACAGCCUUCUCCUCUUGCCUCUUCUACCUCUCCCACAACAAGGACUGGUACAACCGCGUAGCCACCGAAGUCCGAAACACGUUCUCCUCCCCGGACGAAAUCACUCUCGGUCCCCGCCUGAGCUCCUGCAUUUACCUCCGUGCUUGCAUUGACGAAUCCCUCCGAAUGUCGCCUCCCGCCGGAUCCGCUCUCUGGCGCGAAGUCGGCCCCGGCGGCGCCACCUUCGAUGGCCACUUCAUCCCUGCUGGCUGCGACGUCGGAACCGGCAUCUAUGCCAUCCACCAUAAUGAGAACUAUUACACUGAGGCUUUCAACUUCCGCCCUGAACGAUGGAUCCUGGCUGGGGCGGAGGGCGACACUGAGGCCGUAGGAAUGGCUGAUCGAGACAGUCUGGCUAAGGCGCAGGGCGCGUUUAACCCUUUCUCAAUUGGUCCUAGGGGAUGCAUUGGAAAGGGGUUGGCGCUGGCUGAGCUUACUCUGGGUAUUGCGACGAUGUUGUGGAGGUAUGAUUUUGCCUUGGGUGAGGGGAAGGGUAUGGCUCUUGGUGCGGGGAGAAAGGGAUUGGGGCCUGGUAGGGAAAGGGAGAAUGAGUAUCAGUUGUAUGAUCAUAUUACGGCGUCGAAGGAGGGGCCCAUGGUUUGUUUUAGGGAAAGGGUGUAG
Aspergillus welwitschiae is the source of this 1584-nucleotide messenger RNA. Its product is annotated as cytochrome P450. Gene Ontology annotation, molecular function: iron ion binding; oxidoreductase activity, acting on paired donors, with incorporation or reduction of molecular oxygen; monooxygenase activity. Lineage: Eukaryota; Fungi; Ascomycota; Eurotiomycetes; Eurotiales; Aspergillaceae. The transcript has 6 exons. The coding region runs from base 1 to 1584 and encodes 527 amino acids. The record is from RefSeq and is a predicted model, not a curated record.